Papaver somniferum (opium poppy) is the source of this 1839-nucleotide messenger RNA. Its product is annotated as B3 domain-containing transcription factor FUS3-like. Gene Ontology annotation, molecular function: DNA-binding transcription factor activity; DNA binding. The coding region runs from base 700 to 1644 and encodes 314 amino acids. The transcript is spliced from 6 exons. Lineage: Eukaryota; Viridiplantae; Streptophyta; Magnoliopsida; Ranunculales; Papaveraceae. The record is from RefSeq and is a predicted model, not a curated record.
UCUCGCUAAGGCCUCCGGUGGAGUGGACUUGUAAGCAAAAGCCCAUAAAUGACAUUUGGCGCGAAUCGCAUGUUAUUGCUUUCUCCGCCAAGGUUUUCUUCUGUCUUAUUCAAGUUUCAAUUUAAUUAAGAAAAACCCCACCAACUUCUUCUUUAAUUACGAAACCCAAAGAAACACCAUUUUCUCACACAACGUACUAACGUAGCAGUAAUUAUUCAGAACUUUUUCAACACCUGGAGAUCAGAUUUAUACAGAAACAGAAACUAAUUUCACCAUCUGUUCUUCAUUCUUUGGCCAUAAUAUUAUCUUUUCUUUAAUCCUAAUUAAUCCGUCACUCACCCAAUCCUUUGAGUUUAAAACAAAACCUCUAGAAAAAAACCAGAAUUCAAUGCAGUUCUUACAAAUGUUAAUAUUUUUCAGACUCAAUUUUUGGAAGGAUUCCUUAUACUUUUGGAAAAGUUUUCUCGGGCAUUUCCACAAACACUUUAUGAGCUUCUUAAAACCCCUCUUUGUUCAGUAUCAUCAAUUCAAACGUCGAUUCUUAACCACCACCACCAACAACAACAAAAUCUCUCUCAACCCAUUUCUCAUUUCCCCAAAAUAUCCAUAAUCUAAACCCUAGAUUUGGAGCUAAACCCCAUUCCUCUGUUUCCUUAUUCCUGUGUUUCUCGGUUUCUGGGGACCGAGAGGGUUUAGAUAAUGGCAGGUGUUUCAUCAAGAACGAAGUUUGUCACAAUGGUAGGAGACAACAAGAAGAGAGAAGAAGAAGCAGAUGAUCAUGAGUUGAAUCGGUCCAGAACGAGUCAUAGACUUCUCACUGCUGAGUUUCGUAUUGCAACGAGUUUCGAAGGAACUAAUCGAAAAAAACGUAAUGCUAGACAAAGAAGAAUCACUGUUAAUACUAACUUCUGUUUCGGCACUGCUGGUGCUGGUGGUCCUUCUUCAUCAUCUUCUUCCGGUUCUUCUCCUAUUUUGCAAACCAACUCUGAAGCUCAAACGAUUCCUUCUUUGACGCGGUCGAUUCAACCUUCCUCUGAGGUGGAAGUAAGGAGGUUGAGAUUUCUUCUCCAGAAGGAACUUAGGCAUAGCGAUGUGAGUUCACUUGGGAGAAUAGUACUUCCAAAGAAAGCAGCGGAAACAUACCUCCCUAAGCUUAAUAUCAAGGACGGGAUAUUUCUAAGCAUGGAUGACAUUAAUGGUCUGCAAGUGUGGAACUUUAAGUACAGAUUUUGGCCUAACAACAACAGCCGCAUGUAUAUUCUUGAAAAUACUGGAGAGUUCGUGAGAUUUCAUGACUUACGAAUUGGAGAUUAUAUGAUGUUGUACAUAGAUGAUCAAAGCCAAAAAUUUAUCAUUCGUGGUAGAAAGGCUUCGGAUCAGGAUAUAUACUCUGACUAUAGAAGGAAUGGCUUUGACAGUAGUAACUUUCAGUUUUCUCUGGAUUCGGAAGUAAAUAAAUCAAACUACUUUUAUGUAAAUUGCCCAACAAUAGAUGAGAUGGGUAUGUCGUACUUCUUCAACGACACAAUUCCAGAUCAUUUUCCUCUGGAAGUUCCAGGUGCAACAUUGCCAAAUUUUCAAAGCCUUGAACCAGUUACAGGUUUUGGAUCUGUGGAUAACCUGUCUCUUGAUGACUUCCCUUGACAUUUCAUCUCCUUCGAUUUUCAUGGUAGCGUUAAAACAGUAGGUAAAGUUAUAAGUAUGAAAAUGACAAGGUUCCUUCCUUCAUGACCAGACUUUUAAGCUUAUAUAAUUGUAUAUUUUGUUCAUCUCUGUUUAUGGGACUGGAUAUGUAUGUUAUCUUGUGUUUCUUUCUAGCCUCAUGUUUAAUAAAACAGU